GGAACAUUGACUGUGGGGGUUCGGAAGAGAUGUUGACUUUCUGCGCGUGUUUCUGUUAUGCAAACUCUACGAGGAAUGCAACCAAGCAGUAUUAACCCCCCUCUCUCCAACUACCCUUCUAGUCGUAGUCAUCAGGAGGUUACUUGGCGCCCAGAUCUGCCUUAAUAAUACCACCGGUGAUUGGUUGCUUGUCAGCGCUGGCCUGAUUCUUGAGAACUUGAUGCUCGGGACUUGCAUCUCGUUGUCUGCAUUCCAUGAACGAGGUAGGGCUUCAUAAGUCACGGCGCAUGGCUCUUCACAGAACCUAGGACUUCAAGGCUUUAGGCAUCGCUUGUGGCAAUCAUGACAUCCGCCACCGCAAUCGCGAUCGGCGUCCUUUUAGCGGCUCUACUAUACAAGUAUAUCAUUUACCCUUGUUGUUUAUCGCCCAUCUCCAGCGUCCCCAACGCACAUUUCACAUCACCCAUCUCGACUAGGUGGAUAGAAAAGCAACGCAAUGCGGGCAAAGAAGUCCUUACCAUCUACAACCUACACCAGAAGCUCGGUCCUGUGGUGCGACUGGGGCCGGAUGAACUGAGCGUGAACUCACUCAGCGGCCUGAAGACAAUCUACACGGGCGCAUUCGAGAAACACUCAUUUUACAGCGACGUUUUUAUCAAUUUCCAAACGCCGAAUCUAGUUGGAAUGCUGCAUAACAAUCCCCACGCUCGUCAGAAGCGUAUGCUCAGCAGGAUCUACUCCAAGUCGUAUCUGCAGGAGUCGCGGGAUCUACGCGAUAUCUCGAGCAUUGUUCUGUCCCAAAGGCUGUUUCCAAUUCUACGGCAUGUAGCCAAAUCCGGAGAGGCAAUCAAUGUGUUGCCUUUGUUCCAAGCCGUGGGAAUGGACUUCACGUCGUCUUACUUGUUCGGUACAAAGAAUAGCACUACGUACAUCUUCCAUCUUCCGGAGUGGCAACGAUGGUUGGAGGAAUAUGAGAAGUUUAAGUACAUGAGUGUACAGGAUAGGUACAUGGGUUUCAUCGAAAGCUGGUGUCUUUCACUUUGCCGCAAGGUCGAGAAUAACGAUCAGCCGAACGAUGUGCCUAUCGCCACGAACGCGGUGGUAUAUAACCAGCUUCGGCAGUCGCUUGAGAAGGACACAGAAAACCGACCCCUCGAAUUAGCUAUUGCAUCGGAGGUACUCGAUCAUCUUGUAGCAGGUCAUGAAACUAGCGGAAUUACCUUCACCUAUAUGAUGUGGGAGCUCUCUCAACAUCCAGAGCUGCAAGACGAGUUGCGCCGAGAGCUCCUCACACUGACGCCGAAUCUGAGAUCCUUAUCUGUCUCAGAUGAUACAGUGGGCCUAGCAUCUCUCCCUUCGCCAUCGGCAAUUGAUGCUCUUCCCUUGCUAGAUGCAGUCCUCCGAGAAACCCUGCGGUUGCAUUCCCCCGCACCAGCACCAUUACCUCGCGUAACACCAGCCUCCCCGGCCGGCGUAUCAAUUGAUGGCUACCACAAUAUUCCUGCUGGCGUACGCGUGAGCUCCUCUUCGUACUCGUUGCACCGUAUCGAAGAGGUUUACCCCCAGUCGUCAGAUUGGCUCCCCGAACGGUGGCUCAAGCCCGAACCAGGCAAGAUUCACGAUAUGCGCCGACUGUUCUGGCCGUUUGGAAGUGGUGGGCGCAUGUGUCUGGGUAGUAAUUUUGCUCUGCAGGAAAUCAAACUCGUGAUGGCAGCGGUCUACACGAACUUUACGACUUCUAUUGUUGACGACGAGGGCAUCGAGCAGGACCAUGCGUUCAUUUCCCUGCCCCUGGGGCGUAAGCUUAUGUUGAAAUUUACUCCUGUGACGGAGGCAUAAUCUGAAGCAUGAGGGGCCACCACAAUAAUGAUUCAAUCAUGAUUAGAGAAAUGAGUGAUGUCGAUUUCAUUCUCCUGUAACCAGCCAGUAACUACCCACUACGAUAACGAUAGCAAUCUUACCAUGUUAAGAUCUAGAAUCAUGA
Aspergillus pseudonomiae is the source of this 1984-nucleotide messenger RNA. Its product is annotated as cytochrome P450. The transcript is spliced from 2 exons. Lineage: Eukaryota; Fungi; Ascomycota; Eurotiomycetes; Eurotiales; Aspergillaceae. The record is from RefSeq and is a predicted model, not a curated record. The coding region runs from base 343 to 1839 and encodes 498 amino acids. Gene Ontology annotation, molecular function: iron ion binding; heme binding; oxidoreductase activity, acting on paired donors, with incorporation or reduction of molecular oxygen.